CAGCCCUGCUGCUUCUCUCCCUUCCUUAUGUCUCCUUGCACGUUUCGCCUGAGCCUAUCCUCGUCCUCUGCCUUCGCCCCGAGAAGGGCAAUGGCUGGUACUAUCACCCUGGCUCUCGAAGUACACUUCCCCAAACCCAUAUCCUUUACUCCCCUUCACCCUAUCUCUUCUCAAGCUCCUCCUGUCCUUUUCCUCUUCGUCAAACACUCCUUCUCUACUCCCAGUAUCAGCAGUAGCAGUUGCGGCAGUAGAAGAAGAACUCAGCAGACCUCUCGCUCCUUUCUUCUUCCAAAUUGUGUGGCAAGUGAUGCUGGCAUUGUCCAUGUGGAGGAAGCUGAAGUCGAAGUUGCAGAAGGAUACACGAUGACUCAAUUCUGUGACAAAAUGAUUGAGUACUUCAUGCAUGAGAAACCACAAACAAAGGAUUGGAGGAAGCUCUUGGUGUUCAGAGAUGAUUGGAACAAGUACAAAGAGAGCUUCUUUGAACGGUGCCAAGUACGUGCAGAAACUGAGAAAGAUCCAGUGAUGAAACAAAAGCUGGUUGGUCUUGCCAGAAAAAUGAAGAAGAUAGAUGAUGAAAUAGAAGAUCAUAUGGAACUUUUGAAAGAGAUACACGAAAGCCCACAAGAUAUUAAUGCUGUUGUUGCAAGAAGGCGGAAGGAUUUCACUGGAGAAUUUUUCCGUCACCUUAACGUUCUUUCAGACAGUUUCGACAGCUUGGAGGAUCGAGAUGCAAUGGCUAGGCUUGGAGCUAAAUGUUUGUCUGCAGUCCGUGCAUAUGACAAUGCAUUGGAGCAGAUAGAGACAUUGGAUGCCGCUCAGUCAAAGUUUGAUGAUAUAUUGAAUUCCCCUUCAUUAGAUGAGGCAUGUGAAAAGAUAAAGAGCUUAGCUAAGGCAAAGGAACUUGAUUCAUCACUGAUUCUUCUGAUCAACAGAGCUUGGGCAGCAGCAAAAGAAUCUACAACCAUGAAAAAUGAGGCUGUAGAAAUAAUGCAUCGUAUAUAUAAAGAGACAAAUAGAAGUCUUAAAAGCAUUGCACCGCCAGAGAUAAAGCUUCUCAAGCACCUGUUGAACAUCACAGAUCCUGAAGAGCGAUUUUCAGCACUAGCUACUGCUUUCUCUCCAGGAGAUGAGCAUGAAGCCAAGGAUGUUAAAGCUCUGUACACAACUCCGAAGGAGCUGUAUAAAUGGAUUAAGAUCAUGCUUGAUGCCUACCAUCUUAACAAAGAGGAGACUGACCUGAUGGAAGCCAGGCAGAUGAGUGAUCCUGUGGUAAUUCAGAGGCUUCUUAUUCUCAAGGAAACGAUCGAGGAAGAAUACAUGAAGCGACAUUCGCAGACAGAAGAAGACCCAGAAUCAAAAGAGUGAAACCUAUCUAUCAGUCGUCAUGUCAGUUAUAAUGUGAUAUAUCAAUGGUUCCUUUCAAGUUUGAUCCUACAUUGAUGAGGGAGAUAGCUCUAAAUAUUGGAGCAGCCUCACCAUUUGACCUAUGAGGAAUGUGAUUGUGUGGGUCUUUGCUCCAGGUGCUAUUGUGCUUGCUUUUAUCUUGAUGAGAUUUGUCCAGAGGGCAGCUUUAGUUUUCCAGAUGUUGCAGAGUGGAUGCCUGAUGAGGCUAGUUCAAGAAAAAAAGUGUGUUGAUAGCUCUCUGGCUACUCCCUGCAAUGUAGUCAUUAAGUUUCUGACAUGUACAUCUACUUAUUUUGUGCUACCAAUCCCACCAUUAGGCAUAAGGAUGUGGCCCUCCUCUAAGACUGGACUUUCUGUCAAGCGUUCCAAUUGAAUGCAGGUUUGUAUGUAUUUGUGCCCAUAGACUGGAUACAAACAUUAUCUUAUAUGAUUGUGGAGGCAAACUAUGACUUUGCUUUCUCCUGCUUUAAAGUCAUAAUUUAGGAAUAUAUGGUUGUUUAAAGUCGAA
Molecule: messenger RNA, 1915 nt
Organism: Elaeis guineensis (African oil palm)
Lineage: Eukaryota; Viridiplantae; Streptophyta; Magnoliopsida; Arecales; Arecaceae
Cellular component (GO): chloroplast envelope; chloroplast thylakoid membrane
Source: RefSeq, a predicted model, not a curated record